CCGGGGUGGAGCAAGAUGGCGUCUGCUGCGGCUCCGAACGGCAGCGGGAUGGAGGUGGACGGUGCUGUUGGCCCCACAGUGAUGGCUCAGGGGGUCACCGGCAGUGUGGCUGUGGCUCUUCACCCCUUGGUGAUCCUUAAUAUCUCCGACCACUGGAUCCGGAUGAUGUCGCAGGAGGGCCGCCCCGUCCAGGUGAUCGGAGCCCUCAUUGGUAAACAGGAGGGAAGGAACAUCGAGGUGAUGAACUCCUUCGAGCUUCUGUCCCAGAUCAACGAUGACAAGAUCACCAUCAACAAGGAGUAUUACUACACCAAGGAGGAGCAGUUUAAGCAGGUGUUUAAGGACAUGGAGUUCCUGGGCUGGUACACAACAGGCGGCCCCCCGGACCCCUCCGACAUUCACGUCCACAAGCAGGUGUGUGAGAUCAUCGAGUCGCCGCUCUUCCUGAAGCUGAACCCUAUGACGAAGCACACUGAUCUCCCGGUCAGCGUGUACGAGUCAGUGAUAGACAUUGUGAAUGGAGAGGCCACCAUGUUGUUGGCCGAGCUCCCCUACACUCUCGCCACAGAAGAAGCUGAAAGGAUCGGGGUCGACCAUGUUGCUCGUAUGACGGCCACCGGCAGUGGAGAAAACUCUACAGUGGCAGAACAUCUCAUCGCUCAGCACAGCGCCAUCAAGAUGCUGCACAGCAGAGUCCGGCUCAUCCUGGAGUAUGUGAGAGCGGCCGAAGCAGGAGAAGUUCCCUUUAACCACGAAAUCCUGCGCGAGGCCUCGGCGCUGUGUCACUGCCUUCCCGUACUCAGCACAGACAAGUUCAAGACAGAUUUCUACGAUCAAUGUAACGACGUGGGCCUCAUGUCCUACCUGGGCACCAUCACCAAGACCUGCAACACCAUGAACCAGUUCGUCAACAAAUUCAACAUCCUGUACGACCGGCAGGGGAUCGGCCGGCGGAUGAGGGGCCUCUUCUUCUGAGCCCCACCCCCACUCUUCUGGAUUAUAGGACUUUAGCGAUCCGAACUUCGCUCUGUGUUAUGUGAUUAGAAAUAAAAUCUUCCCUCGUGGUCAUGUGA
Molecule: messenger RNA, 1073 nt
Organism: Hyla sarda
Lineage: Eukaryota; Metazoa; Chordata; Amphibia; Anura; Hylidae
Gene: COPS6
Product: COP9 signalosome subunit 6
Biological process (GO): protein deneddylation
Cellular component (GO): COP9 signalosome
Molecular function (GO): protein binding; metallopeptidase activity
Source: RefSeq, a predicted model, not a curated record